CCCAACCCACCGUUUUCGAUUUUUUGAACACCAAAACAUGAGCUGUACAGAGACUCGUACAAAACUCAAACACCUCUAAAAUGUAGAAAGCCUCUCUUUUCUGGGUUCUGAAGUCUGAACCUUCAGGCCUCUCUUCUUCAUCUUCUCCAAAAUGCUAUCCCUCUCACCUCUCCACCCAUUCCCUCCAAAACUCAUCCUCACUCGCUCUCCCUUCUUCAACCCCCAAAGCCCCAACCUUUACCCCCAAAGCUUCAACCUUUCCCCCAAAAUCCCUAACCUGUCCCCAAAACGACGCCGUUCUCUCAAAAUCAAAUCCCUAGACGCCGCUCAAUUAUUCGACUACGAAACCAAGCUGGCCGCCCAAUACCACUCCUCCCAAACCCUCAAGAUCGCCAUCAUCGGCUUCGGCAACUUCGGCCAAUUCCUCGCCAAAACCCUAACCCGCCAAGGCCACACGGUCCUCGCCUAUUCCCGCUCCGACCACUCCAAAACGGCAGCCGCCCUCGGCGUUUCCUUCUUCUCCAACCCCCACGACCUCUGCGAGCAGCACCCCCACGUCAUCCUCCUCUGCACCUCCAUCAUCUCCGCCGAGGAAGUCCUCAACUCCCUCCCCCUCCAGCGCCUCCGCCGCAACACUCUCUUCGCCGACGUCCUCUCCGUCAAGGAGUUCUCCAAAGCUCUGUUCUUGAAAUCCCUUCCGAGCUAUUUCGAUGUGAUCUGCACGCACCCAAUGUUCGGGCCGGAGAGCGCCAAGAACGGCUGGAAUGGGCUGUGCUUUGUUUAUGAGAAAGUGAGGAUUGGAUCGGAGGCGUCUAGAGUUUCGAGGUGUGACAAGUUCUUGAGCAUUUUCGAGAGGGAAGGGUGUGAAAUGGUGGAAAUGAGCUGUGCCGAGCAUGAUAAGUUCGCGGCGGAGUCGCAGUUUAUUACACACACAGUUGGGAGGGUGCUUGGGAUGUUGAGGUUGGAGUCGACGCCGAUUAAUACUAGAGGGUAUGAGACAUUGUUGGAUUUGGUGGAGAAUACGGCUGGGGAUAGCUUUGAUUUGUAUUAUGGGUUGUUUAUGUAUAAUAAGAAUGCGUUGGAGAUGCUGGAGAGGUUGGACUUGGCUUUCGAGGAUUUGAAGAAGCAGCUUUUCGGGAGGUUGCAUGAUGUUGCGAGGAACCAGUUGUUUGGGAAUGCUGAAAAGGUGAGGACGUUGCAGGAGGAGUAUGUGAAUCAGAAUGGAGCUGCAUUGGUGCGUUCUUCAAAAGCUGUGAGAUCCCCUAAAGUAGAUAUUUUGGAUAGCUCUGAAGACCAUUCAAGGCUAAAGAUUGGAAUUGUUGGUUUUGGCAACUUUGGUCAGUUCCUUGCUAAAACCAUUGUACGCCAAGGCCACAAAGUUCUAGCCUAUUCUCGGUCAGACUACUCUGAUGUUGCUCAACAGUUGGGUGUUUCUUACUUCUCGGAUGCAGAUGAUUUUUGCGAGGAGCAUCCAGAAGUAAUACUCCUUUGCACAUCGAUUCUUUCCACCAAGAAAGUUCUGAUGUCACUCCCGCUUCAGAGGUUGAAGCGAAGUACUUUGUUUGUUGAUGUUCUAUCCGUGAAAGAAUUCCCAAGAAGCCUGUUUCUUCAGAAUUUGCCGCUAGAUUUUGAUAUUCUCUGCACACAUCCUAUGUUUGGACCAGAAAGUGGUAAAAAUGGGUGGAAUGGUCUUGCUUUUGUUUAUGAUAGGGUCAGAAUUGGAAAUGACGAAUCAAGGGUGUCAAGGUGUGAUCAAUUUCUUGAUAUUUUUGUGCAAGAAGGGUGUCGAAUGGUGGAUAUGUCUUGCGAAGAGCAUGAUAAGCAUGCAGCAGGGUCACAAUUCAUCACACACACUAUGGGAAGAGUUUUGGAAAAGUUGGGUUUGGAGUCGACACCGGUCAAUACAAAAGGUUACAAGACUUUGUUGAAUUUGGUGGAGAAUACAGCAGGAGAUAGCUUUGAUCUCUACUAUGGAUUGUUCAUGUACAAUGUAAAUGCAAUGGAGCAGCUAAAGAGGCUGGAUCUUGCAUUUGAAGCAUUAAAGAAACAGCUUUUUGGGCGGUUGCAUGGUGUUCUUCGGAAGCAACUUUUUGAGAAUGCAGAUGAUUCUCAAGUUAUGAAGGAGCAGCAUUUGUUGCCAACACCAUUGGAGAAUGAAUCUGCAGCGACACCUUCUUUCGAGGCUCUUAACAGUCAGAACAACUAAAACCAUCUUUGCACCUUAUUUGUUCCUGUUGGAGGAGCUUGCUGAUCACUGCACCUGAAGGGAAUCAAUCAGUGAAGACAUUGUUGCUAGUCUGCAAUUGAGCUGCUUGAAGUUGGUUCCACAAUAAGCUUUAUCUGAAGUGAAUUCUGGAGCAGGUUGUGGUUGAAGUUGUUUAGGACAUUGAUAAAGGAAUAGAUUGUGGGAUUGGUUGUUCUUGAGCAAUAGUGGACAAUUGAGUUAUUUAAGUCGAAUGCACUACAUGAAGAAGUAAUUGAUCAACAUUGAACAGGCAUGAUGGAUUGGUAAGAAGACAUUGCCCUUAUCCAAAGUUGUGAUGUGUUUAAUCUGUCGGAGGUUUUUGGCUUUCCCUCCAUCUUUGGUACUGACUAUGUGGUGGUGUUGUAUCUUUAUUAGAGUAGCAGACGUGGAGCUCCAUUUUGGUGUCAAGGGAAGCUCCCGUAUGUAUUGUUUAUUGAAUGCUGAUCUUUCUUAUAUUUAUGCUUCCCCAAUUCUAUCUUCA
This is a messenger RNA of Rosa rugosa (rugosa rose), 2726 nucleotides long. RefSeq names its product arogenate dehydrogenase 1, chloroplastic-like. Gene Ontology annotation, biological process: L-tyrosine biosynthetic process. Bases 152 to 2206 code for a protein of 684 amino acids. Gene Ontology annotation, molecular function: prephenate dehydrogenase (NADP+) activity; prephenate dehydrogenase (NAD+) activity; arogenate dehydrogenase (NADP+) activity. The record is from RefSeq and is a predicted model, not a curated record. Lineage: Eukaryota; Viridiplantae; Streptophyta; Magnoliopsida; Rosales; Rosaceae. The transcript has 3 exons.